Colletotrichum spaethianum is the source of this 261-nucleotide messenger RNA. RefSeq lists its product as uncharacterized. The record is from RefSeq and is a predicted model, not a curated record. The transcript has a single exon. The coding region runs from base 1 to 261 and encodes 86 amino acids. Lineage: Eukaryota; Fungi; Ascomycota; Sordariomycetes; Glomerellales; Glomerellaceae.
AUGUCAUACGAAUCGUCCGCCGCCGAGGUCGCAGAGGACUACCGUCAAGCUCUUGAAGACUUGACUACCAACGUGCGCUUCGAAAUUAGCAAUCUGACGAUGAUUGCGAGAGAGCAAACCGAACAUGCCCAGGUCAUCUCUGAAGUUUUGCAGGACCACAUUCUGAAGGUAGGCCAUACUCCUCAUUGCUUCUUGGUGCCCGCACGCGCGCCGUCUGCUUCCUUGUUCCCAGCCGCGGCGUCUGAAGCCGCGAGGUUGUAG